ACUAACUUCAUUUUUUGAAGAGAAUGUGACUGGUGAUUACCUGUGCAAAAGUUGCUGCCACAUUGCUAAGGCCUUGCCAGGUUCCUGUUAUGUGGUUUCUGGAUGUACGGGGCAGUUGCUUAUGUUGCAAAUUAAAGGUUUAGAAUUUCAAAAAGGUAUGAAUGUUAGUUAGAUAUCUAGAUUAAUAAGUAGGUGGACAGAUGGAUAGAUAGAUGCUUUCUAAUAGACUGCCACUUAUAGAAAUUUUGCGUUUAUUAUAAUUAAUAUAUUAACUUAACGUAUUAGCAUUUGUGGUAAAAGAACACUUCAUUUACGAGAAAGUGAUGUCCGCAUUGAAUUUCUUUGCAUUCAUGUUUAGUAAAUUCCUCUUCCUGUCAUUCCAGUUCAAAUUCCUGUGGGGUGUGGCCAACUGAAAUCAAAUUCAAGCCCAACUCAUGAAUUAAAUUUGAGCCAAUUCUUCAGUUCUGAACCUUGCACAACCCUGUUACUGGCUCAUAUCAGAAUAAUCCACAUGCAGUUCUAGAUAUGACCCGGGUGAUAGUGAUGCUUGCCUUUGCAAGAGCUGCUAAUUGCCUUAUUUCAUAACCUGGACCAAGCAUUGCAAUAUCAAUUCAGCUCAGCCAGUAAUAAGUGUUUGUAUUUGUGUGUGAGUGAUAAUGGAUGUGUUAAUGACCAAAUAAACCUUCAACCAUCAUUCUCUCUCAUACACAUCAGGAGUGUGUGGUAAUUAAAUAGAUAAGUCUGCAUGUCAGAUUUGCUUCUUGUCCCUCUUGAUGCUAACCCGUGCUGACUAGCUCAUUAUUGGACAGCCAUAAUCGUGUCCCGCCGUCUGGUCAGCACUGGGAGUCACAUGAACAUUAUUUUUAUUUCUGGUUCCCAUUGGAUUUUCUGUUGUUUUUGUCAGUUUUCCGCACGAAAGGUGGAAUCUGACAUCUUUAUGCGCUCUGUGUUUUGUGACAUGAUGUCACCAUGUCGCAAUACUGUGUAAAUGUCACAUUGUGCAAACCAACAUGCUUUUGUUUCCCCUCUAACAUGCACACAUGGGCAUCGCUUAUGUAAGAAUGUCUGUGGCAGCGAUUGGUUGUGCUUUCAAAUUUCAUUUAUUAAUUUGUUAAUUAAUAUUAUUCUUCAAAAUAUAUUGUGAAAUAUUAUUAUAAUUUAAAACUAGAUAAAGUACUCAAUCAAACCUUGAAGCUGGCUUGAAGAAGCCUUGACUGAAAGUUUGAAGCAUUUGUAAAAUCUUUAAGUUUACAAGUUUAGAUCAGAUAGAUGUUUCUAGUUUGUUAAGACAGCAUGUUUCAAAAAUGAUCAGCAUGUUGCUAUCAUGCCUUAGCAUGUUUCUAGCUUGUUUUGUUUAACAUGAUUAGCAUGUGAUGUUGUUAACAUGUUGUUGGCAUGUUUUUAGAAUAUUAGCAGACAGCAUGUGCAAAUAAAGGGUGGCAACCGUGGGCUCAAUGAAAGAUGGUAGCAGACAUCCACACAGACUAUGCCAUGGCUGCACAGUAAUUUAAUCCACAUUUUUGCAGUAUCUUUUUGUUUCAGCAUAGUCAGCAGUCAUGGUGAUGCACACAAGUGCACAGAGGCAUUUGUGCCAUCUCAAACGUUCUUACACAGAAGGAAAUCACACGGAACAAAGCAGAACAGUGAGUGAUCAGAUGGUAUUGUAUUUGCCUAAUGAAAGUGUAGAGAUUGCAGCAGUGGUGGCGAGAUAAAUGCUCAGGUCCUUUGUUUGGUCGCUUCGCUCUAUUAUGGCUAAACACUCUGACAUUUAAGUAUGACAUUUCUGUCAUUAGACGUCCUGGCAGUAAUUUGCAGCAGAUCAAGGAGGUGUUUAAAGCCAUCAAAUGCUACAUUUCUCAUCCAAAACUCGUUAAAAGUGUUUAAUGAAAUAAACGGCCUCAAACACCUCUAAGAUUAUAGGAGACAUGAGCAGAUUUGUCAUACUUAAUGGUGCUUGCUAUGACAGUAUUAACUAUUGUUUAUACUUUAAGGGUUAGAGUCUUUUCAGAUAAAUGAUACAUCAAAUCAUGUGGAUUGUUCUGUGUGCUGUUAUUUUAAACCAUGGUGGCAGUGAGUUUUGCACCGGUAAGCACAACUUCUGUUUUCUUCAGAUAAUGUAAACAUCUAGUCUUUAAUAGAUUGUGUAGUUAGAGAUCUUACAUGCGACUAUAAAGCACACACACACUUCUUGGCAGAACUGCAGAUAUUAUGGUCUUGUCAGGCUUUUCAGAUAUCAAUGGAUGACUGGUUCCUGUUCACUGGACGGACACUGUACAGCUGAACCAAAAGCGUCCCUCCAUGAACCAACCUAAAUGUCAGCGCAGCACCAGCAACCGUUCACCUUCAGCAUCUCAACAUCUCCCAUAUUCUCCUCUCCCUUAAAGGCUCCUUCUGCCCAUGUGUGCUUCUGUUUGGACAGUCCUGCUGGCCUCCAGCCAGUGUGUAUAGUAUGGUGAGAAAACAGCCCACUGGGAGCAGUGGACCAGGGUUCAGGAGAGGCCUCUGGGAAACUGGCCACGUCUCUUUCACUCUCAUCCCUGGACCUGAAGACCUACAACUGACCAAUCAGAUGCAGUCUAUGCUGUCCCCUGGCUCUUACUGUCUCCGCUUGCUAAGACACUCACCUUCCUGUGACAUUCCUAACACGGACACUCCUUCAGGAUUCCUCCUGCAGUCGAACCGGGAUGUCCCACCCACCCCCAGCCUGCCUCCACUGGACCCCAUGGGAUGAAAGGAUGACCGAGGAAGAGGGUGGAAGUCUAAUGAAUAAGUGAUUAAGAUCGACAGUGUCUGGGGGUCUGCUGUUGUACUCAUCCUGAUCCCACAAUAUUAAUUUCAUCUCACUCAACUACACAAGCAGACCCCAUAAACCCACCGUCAGGUCCCUGAAGUACCAUUAGCACAGGUGUGAACUCUACCCCCCUCCCUUGUUCCUGACCCUGACCUUGUGACCCCGGGCUGCCAGGACACCGUGACUGAGGAGGCCACCAUGAGUCAGGAGGGGCAGCAUGACCCCCUCCACCCAGACACAUCACCUCCAGAUACACCCCCAGCACCUGGAGAGGAGGAGGCCGACGGAUCUAUGGCGAGAGAGCUGGAGCCCUGCAAUGGGACAAAGACAGAGGAGGAGCAGCAAGGUGAAGCAGAAGAUGGAGAUACAGAGAGUAACAGAAACACACAGUCCAGUGCAGAGGAGAAGGUGACAUUAGAAGAGGAAGGUAGAAACCGUGAGAUUGAGAGCAGCUGCUUAGAUCCUGUAACAGAAAAUGGUAAUAGGGACAUCAGUGAAGGUGAAGACACACAGCUGCUGCCUCAAAGCCCAGAAAACGACUCAACCAAGUCCCUGUGUGCUCUAAGGUUUGAGAACGGGACCGUAGAUGACAGCGAAGGGCAGGAGGAUGAGGAGGGGGUCCUGGAGGAGCCUUCAGCACAGGGGAACCUAGACGCCUUCAGCUCCACGUUUGAGCUCUCUGUAGAAGAUGCAGAUGCUGAGAUAGAGAACGAGGACGGCGGAGAGGAAAGGCAGACCCGAAAUCAGGACAGUUUCAGCUCUACAUUUGAGAGCAUUGUGGAGCAGGUCGCCAAGACAAUGGCUGUGGAGGAGGAAGAGGACGACGGUGAGGAAGAGUACGACAGGACGAAAGAGACCCAGGAUGGCUUCAGCUCCACGUUUGAACGCAUCGUCGAGUCAGAGCUUCUAAGAGGCGGGACUUGCUACAGCAGUCUGGAUUCACUAGACGUGUUAUCGCUCACUGAUGAGACGGACAGCUGCGUCAGCUUUGAGGCACCCCUCACCCCUCUCAUCCAGCAGAGGGCCCUAGUAGGCCCUGAACCUCCAGAACUGGAGCUGGAGACCGUGCAGGAAGGGGCUGAGAGUGAGGCUGAGCUAGGGACGGAGAUGGCAAGGGAUGAAGCCAGCUCUGCAAGUCCACUACGGACCACUAUUCCAGGAAGCAGGUCGGAAAAUAUCUUGAGCCAGCCGGCACAAUGGAGCAUCCAUAAUGGAUUCCACAUUGAGCUGCCAGGGAAUGGAGAGAAUGGAGGAACAAUGCCAAACUCUAUCAGUGAUGCCAGCCUCACAGAUGUGCUGUGUGACUCGGAUUCUGAGUUGGGCAGCGUGGACACGCUGGAGAGAGGAAGCACGGAUACUCUCGCCAACGGCUGCCGCGUCGACGCAGAUGCUGCCAAACGAUUGGCUAAGCGACUCUUUUAUCUGGAGGGCUUCAAGCGCUGUGACGUGGCACGACACCUGGGCAAGAAUAAUGAAUUCAGCCAGUUGGUGGCAUCGGAGUACCUGAGCUUCUUUGAUUUCACGGGGUUGUCAUUAGACAGAGCGCUGAGGAACUUCCUGAAGGCGUUUCCUCUGAUGGGAGAGACACAGGAGAGAGAACGUGUGCUGGUGCACUUCUCCAAACGCUUCUGCCACUGUAACCCAGAAGCCCUCACCUCAGAGGAUGGUGCUCACACACUUACCUGCGCACUAAUGCUUCUUAACACAGACCUGCAUGGACACAAUAUUGGGAAGAAGAUGUCUUGCCAGCAGUUCAUUAGCAAUCUGGAUGGCCUCAACGACGGCAAAGAUUUUCCCAAAGAAUCUCUCAAGGUGCUCUAUAACUCAAUAAAGAAUGAGAAGCUGGAGUGGGCGAUCGAGGAAGAUGAGUUGAGGAAGAGUCUGUCGGAGCUGGUGGACGAGCAGUGUGAGGCGGGAGGGAAGAGGGUUGUCAGGGUAACGGACAGCAGUAACCCUUUCAUCGCCAUUCCACUUUUGCUUAAUGCCGUGACGUACAAACACGGCGUUCUGACACGCAAAAGCCACGCAGACAUGGACGGCAAACGCACCCCGAGAGGACGCAGAGGCUGGAAGAAGUUUUAUGCCGUGCUGAAGGGGAUGAUUCUUUACCUGCAGAAAGAUGAGUACAAGCCUGAUAAAGAUCUGUCAGAGGUGGACCUGAAGAAUGCAGUACGGGUUCACCACGCUCUUGCUACUAGAGCCUGUGACUACAGCAAAAGACAGAACGUCCUCAAACUCAAGACCUCGGACUGGAGAGUGUUCCUCCUGCAGGCCCCGAGUGAAGAGGAGAUGAUGUCAUGGAUUUUCAGGAUUAAUCUGGUCGCUGCUCUUUUCUCGGCUCCUGCUUUUCCCGCUGCCAUCGGCUCCAUGAAGAAAUUCUGCCGACCGCUACUGCCUUCAUCCACCACUAGACUCAACCAGGAAGAGCAACUGAAGUCCCAUGAGAACAAACUGAAGCAGAUUUCUCUGGAGUUGGAGGAACACAAGAGGAGCCCGCCAGACCUGACCCCCAAGAGCAAAGAAUCAGAAGAGUAUCGAAUCAAAGAGCACUAUUUAACCUAUGAGAAAUGUCGCUAUGAGACAUACAUCAGUCUCCUGCAGGCCAAGGUUCGUACAGGAAGUGAUGACUUGGAUAAGAUUGAAGCCAGCCUGUUCAGUGGGGAGGGGAAAGAAGGUUACCUGCGCAAAACUCAGUCCAGCCCAUCAAUCAGCCAAGGUCAGGGGGUCAACGGACGGGCCGGUCAUAAACACACCCCAGAUCACAAUAGCUGAAGAGCCUUCUUCGACCUCUGAACUCAUGUGACACACUCACUUUUGAGCCUGAUUGCAGUGGGUUUGAAUAUGUGAGACAGUGUCGAGAGAAAUACAAACCGUAGCAUUAUAAUGUCCUUAUUAUUUCAAAGUACAGUAAAUUUAUUAUGACCAUAAUGUAUAUUAUUAGUAUUAUUACUACAACAAAAAACAUAGUUAAUUGUGCUAUAAACAUUAUUAUGUGCCAAAAAUGAAAAAAUGAGGAGACCAAGACUGUAUAAGUGGGAAGAAAUGACAACACUGCAUAUAAAGUUAAGAGAAGGUGAACUGUGGCAUUACAAAUGCAUUGUGGAAGAUGCACUGUGACAUGCAGCCAUGUUGUGAUGUCAUUUAGUAUUUUAAGCCUGGCUCACACUACAGGAGUUUUAAAAUCAUAACUGAUUUUGAAAUUUGGUUGCAGCACACACAUAAGGAGAAUCUUUGCAGAUGAUCUUCCCUCAAAUAUUAAACAUGCACACACUACAAGAUUUGAACAUCGUGGCACAUCACACACUGCAAGAUAUCAUUAAGAUCAUGCUAGAGGGAGCACUUCACGUGAUCUCACGCAGCAGAUCGUCACAGAAUAUAUAUUUUUUGUUUUGUUUUAGCAUGCUAGCUUUCUCCACUCACCUGGUUUUCACUCAUUUCACUCCAGCACCUCAAUUUCUCCUUACAGUUGUGAUGUGUUUUCGACACAUUACAGACAGUUGUGUUCAUCAAGUAAAAGUCUUCUAUCUCCACUAUCCAACGAAGCCCUACAUCAGCUGUUUUGCAGUUUUGCGCAUUGGCUGUGAAAGUACUGACAUAAUCAUAUAGCCAUCAUCAUUCCAAAUAAAUCCUAAAUAUCAAACAUGUUUGAUAAUAAUCGGGGCUGCCGAUAAUAAUCGGUAAACGCACUGAUCUGAUAAAAAAAUAUUACCAGAUAAUCCGCGCCAAACAUUGGGACAGAUCGAGGUGCUCGACAAGAUGUUCGCUCUGAUUCUCGGGAGGGGGAAAUCGGGGCUAAAUCAGGCAAAAAAUCCUGCAGUGUGAGCCAGGCUUUACUGUGACACACAAAGAGAUUCAUUUAGGUUCCAUUAAAGGGACAAAAUCUGACCCUCAUAUCAUUCCAAAUCUGUACGAUUUUCUUUGGAGGAACAUAGAAGAUAUUUUAAAGAAUGUUGGGGCCUAAACAACAUCAUUCCCCAUUUUCUUUCAUUGUAUGAAAAAAAAAGAAAACUGCACAGACAUUUUUCUAAACAUAAUCUUUUGUGUAAUGCAAAAGAUGGAAAGUCAUACAGGUUUUGGGUGACUUGAAGACAGAAUUUGUCAGUGUUAAAGUCCGUUUAUAUGUGGAGAUGACAAUGAGUAUUGGUCAAUAGAUCGACCAAUAAAGCGCUGCAGUGAUAGUAUUUUUGUAGGCCAACCUGAAAGUUUGCACAACCUUGCUUCCCUCAACAACAACUUUAUUGCAGAAAAGAAGCUCCGUGUCCGAUAAAAGUUUAUUAUUCUUACAUACUUUAUUCAACAUAAUAAUCUUCAGAAAUGGACAAAAUUGUAUGACUUUUGACACCUAAAGCCUGGACACACCGAGCCAACAGCGAGCGACCGUCGGGAUAGUUUAUUUGCUGUGUCGGCUCUAAUUGGAUGUUCAGUUUAGCAAACAAAUCAGUGCCCGAGAAUUAAAUUGAAAGUGAUGAAAACAAUCAUGUGAAUGAAGGUGGUACAGACAAAAGGCUGUUUAAAUAUUACAUGAUAUUUAUAGGUGAAUGUUUUCAACAUGAGCCGCUUAAAAAGAUUAAAGUUACUGAUAUUCAAAAUGGUAAGCAAGCGCUGCUUUGUUUACCUUUCGUAUAUCUGCGUUUAUCUCGUAUAUCUUUAUUUCAGUUUCUCCUUUUGAAUGACGAAUAUAAAUACUAUUAUUAGUUGCUGAUAUGAACAGCUCGUUCCUCUCAGGCAUGCGCAGAAUGACCGUGUUAGUUUGCCAUCGGCUUUAGUCUGUGCGGUAUGUUACAGCGCAGCUUUUUGGUCCAAUGCUUUCGUUGCCGCUAGUUCUUUGAAGUUGGCUUGUAUGUCCGGGCCUUAAAUAUAAUCAACAAAAGUAAAACGCUAAACAUAGGCUAUGAGUGAAUUACACCAUGGCCACAUGACUUCAACUUCUCCGCUAUUUACCUUCAAACAACUCUUUCAAUCAAUGUUUUUUUGUAUCCCUAAAAUGCAAUUUUUUUCAGGUUUUGGCCUUUAAAAACAUGUCAUCUCUGCAGCACUCUAUAGCAUGCAGUUAAGGUGGGACUGUCGGUUUGACUGACCAAUGGCAGACAGGGAGAGUUCUGAAAAUCUGUUUGAAAAGUCUAAACUGCAAUUCCGCACAGAAGUGACACAUUUCACCUUUAAAUAAAUCAUGACAUCACUUUGCAGUGUUUGACAUUCUUUAUGACAUCACAACGUGUGUGUAUCCCAAGGCUGUGUGUAGUAAUGGCUUCCUGAUUGACAGGUCUGCUUUAGAUGUAGGAUUUGAUGUACUUGUGAGAUGCUCACAGUAUCGGUCUCAUGAAGUGGCCAGUUUAAGGGCUUUGCUACACGUUGGGGUGCAUGUAAAGAUUCAUGUGGGCUGUUUAUAGUGUUAUAUAACUACCCCCUUGUAAUUAUUUAUUAUGUUAUAUUUAUUAAUUGUAAAUUUAUAUUCUCCUUUUGGAGAAAAUAUAGCGGGAAGUCGCUUGUAAAGAUGACUACAUUUGACUCUUGAUUAGUUUUACCUGCACCCUUGUUGUUUUUUGUUUGUUGUUUUAACUCUCUUAACUAAGGAGCUGACGGUUGAUUAAUGGAUCCAGGGAUAUAUCCGAUGUUGGAAAAUACAGUGUCUUAACACGGACAGGGUAUGGGACAUUGUAUGCACACAAGCGAGGAAGGAAGACUGCAAGUUGAGUCUGAAUAUGCAAAACAGUGACGAAGAGGAAAAAAAAUUGGGACUGAAAGCGACGCCCUCAUUUUCUCUAUUCAGUGGACCACAAAGCCUCUAUGUGUUUCUAUGUGCCUGCAGAAAAUUCAACCUGGACUGAAUAUUGAGCAGCAGGACUGCAAACAACACACCAUGAACCUCCCUGCUUCUUCAUCUGAAUCGCUGUAGCGUAUCGAAAUGUCUCAAUCCUGGAAACGUGUCACUUUUGAAGAAGAUAAUUGUUCUUGAGCCACCAAAUAGGACUCUGAAACUUAAUGGUACAAACUUUGAGCAAGUGCAAGUAGAUUUUUAUAGUCCUGUCGUAAAGCAUGAGGACGUGAGAGAUUGAGCUUUUGGCUCUUUUAUGCUUUAUGGAUGUGGAAUGACAUUAGAGCUGCAAUUUUAUACAUUCUUAGUAAUGGCUUUCUUAAAAGGGACCUCUAUAGCCUUCUUUUCGCUUUGGCUGUUGUGCUAACAUGAUUUUCCCAUUUAGGGUAGAACUCCGAUGCUGUUGUAAUAAAAGAUUGUGAUUAUUUCACCAUCUCAA
Carassius auratus (goldfish) is the source of this 9045-nucleotide messenger RNA. Its product is annotated as PH and SEC7 domain-containing protein 2-like. The transcript is spliced from 17 exons. Gene Ontology annotation, molecular function: protein binding; guanyl-nucleotide exchange factor activity; phospholipid binding. The record is from RefSeq and is a predicted model, not a curated record. Gene Ontology annotation, biological process: regulation of ARF protein signal transduction. NCBI's taxonomy places the organism in Eukaryota, Metazoa, Chordata, Actinopteri, Cypriniformes, Cyprinidae. Bases 2990 to 5563 code for a protein of 857 amino acids.